Molecule: messenger RNA, 949 nt
Organism: Balearica regulorum gibbericeps (East African grey crowned-crane)
Lineage: Eukaryota; Metazoa; Chordata; Aves; Gruiformes; Gruidae
Source: RefSeq, a predicted model, not a curated record
AUGGGUUGCGUGAAGUCAAAGGAGGCUGGUGUCCAAGAGAAGGUGACAAAAACUGACCCCAGCCCCAGCUUCCAGCAGGGCCACUACGUGAGGGACCCCACUGCCACCAACGGGAGGAGCAAUAAUGUCCCCAGCACAGCCGUGUCCCCGCCUGAGGAUGGCUCGGGGGACGACGUGGUGCUGGCACUCUAUGACUACGAGGCGAUGCACGCUGGGGAUCUGAGCUUCCAGAAAGGGGAGCGGCUGAAGGUGCUGGAGGAGUUGGGGGAGUGGUGGCAAGCGCGGUCACUGGCGACGGGGUGCGAAGGCUUCAUCCCCAGCAACUACGUUGCCCGAGCCGACUCGCUGGAGACAGAGGAGUGGUUUUUCAAGGGUAUCAGCCGGAAGGAUGCGGAGCGGCAGCUCCUUGGCCCUGGGAAUGUGGUCGGGUCCUUCAUGAUACGGGACAGCGAGACGACGAAAGGCUGCUACUCACUGUCGGUGCGGGAUGGGGACGACCUGCAGGGCGGCACGGUGAAGCAUUACAAGAUCCGGACGCUGGAUAGUGGCGGCUUCUACAUCUCCCCGCGUAGCAACUUCAAUACGCUGCAGGAGCUGGUCCAGUACUACAAGGGGCAAAGCGACGGGCUGUGCCAGAAGCUCACCUACCCCUGCUGUGUGCCCAAACCGCAGAAGCCCUGGGAGAAAGAUGCCUGGGAGAUCCCUCGGGAGUCGCUGAGGCUGGAGAGGAAACUGGGAGCCGGGCAGUUUGGAGAAGUGUGGAUGGCUACCUAUAACAAGCACACCAAGGUGGCGGUGAAGACAAUGAAGCCGGGCAGCAUGUCCGUGGAUGCCUUCCUGGAGGAGGCGAACCUGAUGAAGACGCUGCAGCAUGACAAGCUGGUGAAGCUGCACGCGGUCGUCACCAAGGAGGAGCCCAUCUACAUCAUCACCGAGUUCAUGGAGAAAG